Aspergillus chevalieri is the source of this 585-nucleotide messenger RNA. RefSeq lists its product as uncharacterized. Gene Ontology annotation, molecular function: ATP binding; tyrosine-tRNA ligase activity. The transcript has 3 exons. The coding region runs from base 1 to 585 and encodes 194 amino acids. Lineage: Eukaryota; Fungi; Ascomycota; Eurotiomycetes; Eurotiales; Aspergillaceae. Gene Ontology annotation, biological process: tRNA aminoacylation for protein translation. The record is from RefSeq and is a predicted model, not a curated record.
AUGAAUCAUCUUGUGCCGUCGCUUGGGGCUGGCAAAAUGUCCUCCAGUGACCCCAACUCUAAGAUCGACCUCCUUGACCUGCCUGAAGUCACCGCGCGCAAGAUCAAGAAGGCCAACGCUCCCCCGAAGGAGUUGGAGAACAAUGGGCUUGUUUCCUUCGUGGAGCAUGUCCUUUUCCCCGCUAGCUUGUUGCUCGAUGGGGAGCGAUCAUUCAAGGUUGACCGCGAGGGUGCGGAGCCGCUUGUGUACAAGGGUAUUGAGAGCUUGAAGCAAGAUUAUGUCGCUGAUGUGCUUACUCCCCAAUUGCUCAAACCCGCCGUCAACCUUGCUCUCCGCCGCCUCCUCGACCCCAUCCAGAACGAGUUCACUUCGUCCCCUGAGUGGCAGGAGAUUGAAAAGAAGGCCUACCCCACUGAAGCCCCCAAGGAGAAGAAACAGAAGACCAAGAAGGACAAGGGAAGCAAGUACCCCGGCGCUGCCAAGGCCGAGGAGCAGGCUGAGCAGGGCAAGGAACCAUCUCAGGCUACAGCUUCGGAUGUGGGCAAGAGUGCCAGCGAAGCGAUGGAUAAGUUGUCUGUUCAGUAG